Calypte anna (Anna's hummingbird) is the source of this 868-nucleotide messenger RNA. Its product is annotated as cathepsin S. Gene Ontology annotation, cellular component: lysosome. Gene Ontology annotation, biological process: immune response. NCBI's taxonomy places the organism in Eukaryota, Metazoa, Chordata, Aves, Apodiformes, Trochilidae. Bases 185 to 853 code for a protein of 222 amino acids. Gene Ontology annotation, molecular function: cysteine-type endopeptidase activity. The transcript has 5 exons. The record is from RefSeq and is a predicted model, not a curated record.
GCCCCCACCUCCCUCUCCAUCCUCCUCCACUUGGAGCUUUUUGCCUUUGUCCCCAAGGUGUCCCCACACCCCCCCCACACACCCACACCCACCCCAGGGGGCUCGGUGCCCACCACCCAAAGUUCUCAGGAUUCCUCACCCAGCACGGCUCCUCACCCAGGAUUCCUCAUCCCAGCAGGACGGGAUGAAGCUGCUGCUUGCUGUCACCUUCCUGGCCGCGGUGGCACUGGGACACCAUGACCCCACCUUGGACUGGCACUGGAAGCUCUGGAAAAAAGCCUAUGGCAAGGAAUAUCCCCACCAGGUGGAGGAAGGGGCCAGACGUGCCACCUGGGAGAAGAACCUGAGGUUGGUGACACUGCACAACCUGGAGAAGUCCCUGGGGCUCCACUCCUACGAGCUGGGCAUGAACCACCUGGCAGACAUGACCAGCAGGGAGGUCUCAGCUCUGCUGACCGGGCUCCAGGUUGCUGCUCAGAGGAAGGUGGGGACGUCCCCAUCCCGCUGGCACAGCCGGGAUCAGCUCCCGGAGAGGAUGGACUGGAGGGAGCAGGGUUGUGUCACCGAGGUGAAGAACCAGGGUUCCUGUGGGUCCUGCUGGGCUUUCAGUGCCGUGGGAGCUCUGGAGGCCCAGGUGAAGCUGAAAACUGGGAAGUUGGUGGCUCUGAGCGCCCAGAACCUCAUCGACUGCUCCAGCACCUACGGGAACCAGGGCUGCAGCGGGGGCUUCAUGACCAACGCCUUCCAGUACAUCAUCGACAACCAGGGCAUCGACUCCGAGGAGUCCUACCCCUACACAGCCCAGGUGAGGACCUCAGGGACCCCCCAACCCCUCCCCAAACCCCAACCCUGACCCACAGCACCAUGG